AUGUCAGACAAGGGCAAAGGAAAAGCGACAAACCCAAUCAGUUUCGACUCAGAUAGUGAUGACGAUUUCUUCGUCAGUAGACGUAGACCAAUAAUCAGAGAGACCACCGCUCCUAGAUCCCCUACUCCACCCAUUCGCACUCACUCCGACUCCGAAGACGACGAUGAUGCUUCGCCCGGCAGUCAACGAAAGAAGAAACCCCGCAAAGCGCCCCUUAAGAAACCCACACUUGACUUACCUGCAUGGACAAGACACGGUUCUAAUGGUGAUCAGAAGAAUGGAAGUAGAUCAAGAAAGAGUAGUAGUCAGAUCAGAGGCAGUAAGGAAGAAAGAGCGGACAUGAUUGUUAUUGAUGAUUCCGAUGAAGAAAUUGGAAUCGUAGGUGGAUCAAGUUCGAAGCACAUGAAGAAAGUCACGAGGAAGAGAGUCCAGCUUACUCCUCCGCCGGAGAUGAGUGAGAAGAGCAAAGCGGAUAUUGUCAAACUUGUUCGCGAGCAUAUGAGCGAGAAGUAUGGUGAUCAAGCGCCUCUGGAAGAUUCAGCCAGCUCCCCGGAGAAAGAUAGAAACGAUGUUGAAAAAGUACAUGUCACCAUACGAAUGCAAGCUCCUCCAGAGAAAAAGCAGACUGCCGCUCCGGCUGCUAUUAAGGAAUAUCAGAAAGCCAGAACGUUGAUUCUAUCUAGAACCGGCCCAAUGUCAACGGGUAUCUCAAUCUUGAGUGAACGCAUACAGAAACGUCCCGAAGAUGUUAUAUUAGUAUAUGACGAUAAGAGGGUAUAUCCGAGAUCUACACCUGCGCAAUUGGGUAUAUUGGACAAAGCUGAGAUGAUUGGUUACGAGAAAGAUUAUUGGAUGAAGUUGGAAGCCGAUAAGAUAAGGGCAUUGGAGGAAGAUCUAUCGUUCAGUAACAACAAUGAUGAUGAUGAAGAGGGAGAGGAUGAUGUGAUACCACUGAAUCCGAAUGGUAAUUCUCCCUCAAUAUUUUCCAAACCAUCUUAUACUUCUCAGCUUCAAACACGAACACAAUCGCAAUCGCAAUCGCAAUCUCUACCUCAGACCCAGACUCAGACACAAACACAGACACAGGCACAACAGGAUAUAAUACAUUUCAAAAUAUCUUCGUCAUUUGGGGAAGAACGUAUGAAAGGACCCAAAACGCUCAAACUCCAUUCGGUCAUUCGAUUCUACCUGAAGAAAUUGGGUAGACCAGUUGAUGAAGCUGACAAGUGGUAUAUAAUGUUUGACGGGGAGAAGUUGGAUAGAUCAUUGAGGAUUGAAGAGACAGAGGUGGAAGAUGGUGAUAUGCUGGAAGCUGGUAUGUAG
Kwoniella mangroviensis CBS 8507 is the source of this 1323-nucleotide messenger RNA. RefSeq lists its product as uncharacterized. Bases 1 to 1323 code for a protein of 440 amino acids. The transcript has 6 exons. Lineage: Eukaryota; Fungi; Basidiomycota; Tremellomycetes; Tremellales; Cryptococcaceae. The record is from RefSeq and is a predicted model, not a curated record.